This is a messenger RNA of Emericellopsis cladophorae, 1128 nucleotides long. RefSeq lists its product as uncharacterized. The coding region runs from base 1 to 1128 and encodes 375 amino acids. Lineage: Eukaryota; Fungi; Ascomycota; Sordariomycetes; Hypocreales; Bionectriaceae. The record is from RefSeq and is a predicted model, not a curated record. The transcript has a single exon.
AUGGCACAGACCCGACACGCGAAGCCCCCUCGACCACCGAGUCGCAGCCGGUUCCUCGAGGGCUCCAUGAACGACCGCACAUCCACGGCGCCCCCUUUGCAGUAUAUUGGCGCAUCGCAGAUGGAAAUCGACGAGUUCGCAAAGCCUACGCUCGUGACGACCAUCCACAGCAUCGACCAGCAGCACGAGCAGCAGUCACCAGCACCAGGUACCGCGACGAAGCGAGGGAGCAAACAGCUUCUGGGACAAGUAUGGGAAGGCGUCCGUGACAAAUUCCGCAUAAAGAGAGACAAGGAGCCUGCGCUGGCCGCAGCAGCCGUCCCUCCAGCGGACAAGAGGGAACCGUCGCCCAACGACGACCGGCCAACCAAGGAGGAAAUCUACGCAAACUACCAAAACCUCAUGGCGUCCGGCUUCUUUGCCUCCCACGCCAUCCAGUCGACGCGCCAGCCAGCACCAGGCACAGACCCAGUCUGGCCUCUCCCCCAGCGCCCAACGACACCAUCCACCGCACAGCAACAUCCCCAUCAUCUCCGCGCGCCCCCUACGGCGUCACCUGUCCACUCGCCAGCCAGCGCCUCGUCGCGCGGCACCAAGCGCGCCGCCACCCUCGACGACGACGAACCCAUCCCCCUCUCCAACAAGAAACUCCGCAAGGCAGGUUCCUCUCGGGACAUUGCGAUGCCAAAACUUCGCUCGUCGACACGUCUCGCCCAGGCACGCUCCUUUAGCAACGCACGCACCGCCGCCAUGGAACUACAGCAGCAGCAGCAGCAGCAGCAAGGCCGGGAGCCCAACAAGCUCACGAAGCGUGUACUGAAGGGUAGCAACCCCCCCGUCCCCGUGCCGGAGCGUGGUGCCUCGAGGCGUAAUUUUAGUGACAUACUCACCCGCAUCGGCCCCCACCAGCAGCCGCAGCAGGACGACACGACGAUGACAACGGCAGCGCCCGUGCGCGUGCUGCGACCCAGAAGGAGCGCGGCGGACCAUGGCGGCAGGGUGUUGCGGGUCAAGCCUAGCAUCAACGAGGGCAUACCGGGCGUCCCCGACAUACCGCCCAAGUUUACGUAUGGGGAGGAUAGGGAGAAUGACGGGCCGUGGAGGGGUCUUAGAAGGGCUGCUCAUUGA